Tupaia belangeri chinensis (Chinese tree shrew) is the source of this 2552-nucleotide messenger RNA. It is a transcript of the gene SUN2, whose product is annotated as Sad1 and UNC84 domain containing 2. The record is from RefSeq and is a predicted model, not a curated record. The coding region runs from base 306 to 2495 and encodes 729 amino acids. Gene Ontology annotation, cellular component: meiotic nuclear membrane microtubule tethering complex; nuclear envelope. Lineage: Eukaryota; Metazoa; Chordata; Mammalia; Scandentia; Tupaiidae. Gene Ontology annotation, molecular function: protein-membrane adaptor activity. The transcript has 18 exons.
CAGACGCACACAUACACACUCGGCCACGCGCGCGCAGCCUGGCCCCACUCGCGCAGCGCGGGCCUCCGCCGGCCGCAUUGUCCGCCAGCCUGUCCGCCUGCCCUGCGCCGUCCAGCGUCUCCGCUCCUGCGCGCCCUGGGCCGAUCUAAUCGCCGACUCGGCCCUGAGCUGAGCGCCGCCCGCGGGAUUCCGACGCGGGAAGGGGGCGCGCCCAGGCGGCGCUGCGGGCCUCGGACGCCCCCGACCUCGCACAGAGCAGCGGCGCAGCAGAUUCUGCAGGUCGAGGGUCCCCACCCGACCUCAUCAUGUCCCGACGAAGCCAGCGCCUCUCACGCUACUCCCAGGGCGAUGACGACGGCGGCAGCAGCAGCAGUGGCGGGAGCUCGGUCACGGGGAGCCAGAGCACCCUGUUUAAAGACAGUCCUCUCAGGACUUUGAAGAAGAAAUCUGGCAGCAUGAAGCGCCUGUCCCCAGCGCCACAGCUGGGCCCCUCUGACGGCCACACCUCCUACUACAGCGAGUCCAUGGUCCGGGAGUCCUACAUAGGCAGCCCCCGGGCCGCCUCCCUGGCCCGGAGCGCCCUCCUCGACAGCCACCUGCACAGCGACCCCUUCUGGAAUGAAGACCUGCGGGUGAGGCGGCGGAGAGGCACAGGUGGCACCGAGAGCAGCAAGGCCAACGGGCUGGCCGAGAGCAAGGUCUCCGAGGACUUCCUGGGAUCCUCCUCGGGCUACUCUUCCGAGGACGACUUCAUGGGCUACUCGGAUUCGGCCCAGCAUGGUUCAGGUUCACGGCUAAGGAGCGCCGUCUCUCGGGCAGGCUCCUUUUUCUGGGCAGUGGUCACGUCUCCAGGCCGGCUCUUUGGACUUCUCUACUGGUGGGUUGGCACCACCUGGUACCGCCUGACGACGGCUGCCUCCCUCCUUGACGUCUUCGUUUUAACCAGGCGCUUCUCCUCCCUGAAGACCUUCCUCUGGUUCCUCCUGCUGCUGCUGCUCCUGACCUGCCUGACCUACGGUGCCUGGUAUUUCUACCCAUACGGGCUGCAGACGGUCCACCCCGCUGUGGCUUCCUGGUGGGCAGCAAGGGACAGCAGGAGGCAGCAGGAGGCGUGGGACUCCAGCGCGGCCUCCCACUUCCAGGCUGAGCAGCACAUCCUGUCCCGGAUGCACACCCUGGAGCGGCGCCUGGAAGCUCUCGCUGCUGAGUUCUCCUCCAACUGGCAGAAGGAGGCCAUGCGGCUGGAGCGCUUGGAGCUGCGGCAGGGGGCCACUGGCCAGGGCGGUGGUGGAGGCGGAGGUGGCAGCCUGAGCCAUGAGGACACGCUGACGCUCCUGGAGGGUUUGGUGAGCCGCCGUGAGGCCGCCUUGAAGGAGGACUUCCGCAGGGACACAGCCGCGCGCAUCCAGGAAGAGCUGGCCACCCUAAGAGCAGAGCACCAACAGGAUGCCGAAGACCUCUUCAAGAAGAUUGUCCAGGCCUCCCAGGAGUCUGAGGCUCGUGUUCAGCAGCUGAAGGCAGAGUGGCAAAGGAUGACCCAGGAGUCGUUCCGGGAGAACUCCAUGAAGGAGCUGGGGCGGCUGGAGGGCCAGCUGGCAGGCCUGCGGCAGGAGCUGGCAGCCCUGACCCUGAAGCACAGCUCUGUGGCAGACGAAGUGGGCCUGCUGCCCCAGCAGAUCCAGGCCGUGCGGGAUGACGUGGAGUCUCAGUUCCCUGCCUGGAUUGGCCAGUUCCUCCUCCGAGGUGGGGGAACCCGCGCGGGGCUCCUUCAGAGAGAGGAGAUGGAAGCUCAGCUGCAGGAGCUGGAGAGGAAGAUCCUCGCCCACGUGGCAGAGAUGCAGGGCCAGUCGGCCAGGGAGGCCGCGGCCAGCCUGGGGCUGACGCUGCAGAGGGAAGGCGUGAUCGGGGUGACAGAGGCGCAGGUGCACCGCAUCGUGAAGCAGGCCCUGCAGCGCUACAGUGAGGACCGCAUCGGGAUGGUAGACUACGCCCUGGAGUCGGGAGGGGCCAGCGUCAUCAGCACCCGCUGCUCUGAGACCUACGAGACCAAGACAGCCCUGCUCAGCCUCUUCGGCAUCCCCCUGUGGUACCAUUCCCAGUCUCCCCGCGUAAUCCUCCAGCCAGAUGUGCACCCAGGCAACUGCUGGGCUUUCCAGGGGCCCCAGGGCUUUGCUGUGGUCCGCCUCUCAGCCCGCAUCCGCCCCACCGCUGUCACCUUAGAGCACGUGCCCAAGGCCUUGUCACCCAACAGCACCAUCUCCAGUGCCCCCAAGGACUUUGCCAUCUUUGGGUUUGAUGAAGACCUGCAGCAGGAGGGGACACCCCUCGGCAAGUUCACCUACGAGCAGGACGGGGAGCCCAUCCAGACCUUCUACUUUCAGCCCCCCACAGUGGCUGCGUACCAGGUGGUGGAGCUGCGGAUCCUGACCAACUGGGGCCACCCGGAGUACACCUGCAUCUACCGCUUCAGGGUGCAUGGGGAGCCCCACCACUAGCCCUUCCCCUCCUGCCUGCUGCCAGCCUCAGGAGGGAGGCCACCCCCUCAGCACACG